Molecule: messenger RNA, 1972 nt
Organism: Acanthochromis polyacanthus (spiny chromis)
Lineage: Eukaryota; Metazoa; Chordata; Actinopteri; Pomacentridae
Product: alpha-protein kinase 1-like
Biological process (GO): protein phosphorylation
Molecular function (GO): ATP binding; protein serine/threonine kinase activity
Source: RefSeq, a predicted model, not a curated record
AUGACAGUCAUUUUACACCAGGAGGAGAGGUUAAGCAGCUAUGUGGGGAAAGACUACUUGAAGCCAAUGCAGAUCCAGUUUCACCUGAAAGACGUGGAGAGACAGAUGACCGCCCAGUACUAUGUGACUGAAUUCAAUAAGAGUCUCUACGACAAAGAAGUCAUGACUCAGAUCUUCUUCAUUCCCUCCGAAGCACUAUUGAUUUUAAACAGAGAUGAAAUUGUUGGCUGUGUAACAGUGGAGCCCUACAUGCUUGGAGACUUUGUCAAGCUGACCAACAACACCGUAAAGAAAGCUGACCGUUUGAAGGCGACAGAAUACGGCCUUGCCUUCGGACACUUCACCUACUUGUUUUCUAAUCACCGGGAAAUUGUUGUAGACUUGCAAGGAUGGGUGACAGCCAACGGCAAAGGGCUGACCUACCUCACUGACCCCCAGAUUCACUCCACCAGGACCCCGAAAGGUCGGUCUAACUUUGCUGAGAGGGGUUGAUACUUCCUGAAAGAGCAGCAUGGACCAGAGUGCAAUGAGAUUUGUCAGCUGCUGAAGCUACCGCCACUGAGCACAUGAAGAAAUAUUCUUGCUCAAAAACUUUGUUGAGUUGUGCAGCUGUAAAUAUGGUUUCUAAUGAUAAUAAAGCAUUGCUGCAACAUUUCCUUGUUAUUGGGCAUUCAGGCACCAAAAUAAGUAACAUAGAUUUGAUGCAAGAUUCCAGAGCUUACAGGUUUACAUAGUGUAGUUUAAAUAACCGCAUUAAUGUUCUGUAUUUCCCAUAAUAUAUUACCUAAAUGCACAAAUAACAAUAAUGUAUUUUCAGCUACUGUCCUACUAAUGAGACUUUGGGCUUUAUAGGGGAUCUAUUAUAUUAUAAGCAUAAGUGUACAAUGUUAGUUUGUUUUAAUAAUUAUGGUAAUUAGAUGUUACAUUUUAAAUCUGCAAAAUGUUAUUUCAUUAGCUUGAUUUCCUUUAAUGCUGAAUGCUGGAAGAAAAAAGAGUUGACAGAGGGUUAGCGGUGUGACAUAAACAGACUGAAAAGACUUUUUGUAUUUAGACUACUAAUCCUGAAAUUUAAAUGAUUUCUGACACUCUACAUAUUGGUACAAUAGUUAUGGUAAAGGGGUUAUUUCUCCACACUGAUAACAGCCGGGCUCUUUUGUCCGAAGGUCAGGUGCUGUUGUGGAAAUUACCUGAAUGUGUUUAGUCAAGCACCGAACUUAAGUGUAAGUUCAAGGUAGUUCUGCUUAUGUUUAAAAAUGAAAUAUCCUCAUUCCUACUCAACUACAUUUAUCUGGCAGCUUUAGUUAGACUUAAGAUGAAGAUUAUAUGCCGUGGAUGACAUAACAAGCUCUUAAAGUAUAUCACAUUGUUAAAGAUUAAACCAGCGAUUCACAAUCUCUUUAGACUGACGUCUUACAAAAAAAAAACAGUGUGUGGUUGGGUUAGUUGCAAAACGGCUAAAUCAGCAGCUUCCCUCUGAACUUUUCACACGGUUUCAUUUCAAUAAAUGAUCCACUACCUCACCGUAAAUGCAAGGUUAGAGAAUAAGUCCAAAUAUGGAAGAAAAGAUUGUCAGAAUUUUGCUUUUCCCUAUUUUCUCUCCUAUUGCACAGUGAUUUGCUGUGCCUGUGUAUAAAACUGUAUACGAUGUUGCUAAACCUGCAGCUGCUACAACAGUAACAGUCUGCUUUAAUAAUGAUUUAAUAUUAUAAUGAUGUCAUAUGUGACAAACCAGAACUUCUACUUUCAUAUUUUACUGCUAAUUCUAAAUAGGAUUUUCCAUGUAGAGCAGCAGCAUCAAAGUUGUUUCAAAAACGUCAAGAAAAUUUUAAAAAAUUACAAGAACUUUUUGUGAUACAGCCACUACCUGUGUGAGUAUUUACUGUCAGAAUUAAAAACUUGUCUAAGUGCUGUAUUGAAUUGUGAAAACAUGUAAAUGCAUGAAUAAAAUACUUGUUUUGAGUCUGCAAAAAUG